Molecule: messenger RNA, 999 nt
Organism: Artibeus jamaicensis (Jamaican fruit-eating bat)
Lineage: Eukaryota; Metazoa; Chordata; Mammalia; Chiroptera; Phyllostomidae
Gene: CUNH6orf15
Product: chromosome unknown C6orf15 homolog
Biological process (GO): extracellular matrix organization
Cellular component (GO): extracellular matrix
Source: RefSeq, a predicted model, not a curated record
AUGGUGCAGGGCCGUGGUAGGUGCUGGGCUCUGCUGGGCCUGCUCUUGAUCUGCCUUCACUUCUCAGGUACAUAUGCCUGGAGCAUCUGUAUAGUGGAGGAGAAAGUUCCCCAAGACUUGGGGACCAACUUGUCUCUGCUUGGACAGCCUUCCUUGACCAGCCUCAACCCCAAACAUCAUCAGACCAAAUCAGAUCCUAUGGCUAGUGAUUUAGCAAGGGUUCUUCUGAAGCCCAAUGCUAUUCCAUCAGAUGACUCCCGACCAGGAGGUCCUGGGGUUCAGUGGUGGACCCCAUCUGGGUGGCUGCCCUGCAUGGAUUCCUGGCCCUUUGAGGAUCCUUAUCAGAUCAUGGCUGCUGCUGAGGAUCACCUGGGGGAAGUGCUGCCCAAAGAACCCUCUUUCCCUUCCAGUGCGACUGCCCUCCCUCUGGGAGACAGUCCUUUGCCUGUGGGGUCCUUGGCACACUCUGCAGGACCCUCACCUGUGGCUUCAGUCUUUCACCAGGACUCUGAUUCUAGAUGGCCAUCUCGUUCUAAUGUGCUGGGAGCCCAGGGAGAAAUCCUUGUCUAACACCCACCUUGGUCUCUCAUCAACAGGAUUCAACACCAACUUCUGCCAGGUCACCCCUGGGGGACACUGACUCCCACUGUGUCCUGGGGAAGUGCAGGUCCUAGAAGUGGAUGGGGAACCAAGCCUAUGCCACACCCUGUGGGAAUCUAAGGUAUCAAUAGUCAAUACCCAAGUAGUAGCUGGGGGAAUAUUAAUCAGUAUCGAGGUACCAGCUGGGGGAAUAGUAAUCGGUAUCCUGGCACCAGCUGGGGGAAUAUUCAUCAACACCCAGGCAUUAAUAAUCAAUUUUCUCCCAGAGUUCACCAUCCUCCUGGCUCUUUUGGAAAAAUCCCAGCUGGCUUCCCCAAUUCUCAAAACCCUGGGUCACUGUGGGGGAGGAGAAUGGCCGUGGCAAGCUCCAAGGUGGAAUACCACAAGGACAGUGACUAG